AUGUGGAGGAGGCAGAGCAGAGACAACAGAGCAGCAAUGGUCCCUGAAGCUCUACCCCAGCUGUCCUUCAGGCUGGAUGCAGCCGUCCAAUCCCCUCAUCCCGACCUGCUGAUCCUAAACCAUCCCCACUCUGUGCCAAGUGGGCAGGCCAGAGCAACGUCCAUUAUGUAUGUGAUGGGUGCCCUGGGACCUGCUGCUGGUUACCUGCUGGGAGGUGUCCUCAUAGGCUUCUACGUCGACCCCAAAACUGUUGUAAACAUCGACCAGAAUGACCCCCGCUUCGUUGGCAACUGGUGGAGUGGUUUUCUCCUCUGUGCCAUCGCUAUGCUUCUGGUGAUCUUCCCCAUGUUUGCCUUUCCCAAAAAGCUGCCUCCACGCCACAAGAAGAGGAAGAAGAAAAAGAUGGGAUCAGCAGGCGACGUGUCCAGCGACGAUGAUGUGAUGAAGGAGAAGUCCAGUAGCAAGGGCCAAAAUGUGUCCUCGUCUAUGGGCUUUGGAAAGGAUAUCAAAGAUCUCCCCAAGGCUGCGCUAAGGAUCCUCAGCAACGUGACCUUCCUGUUUGUCAGCCUCUCCUACACAGCUGAGUGUGCUAUUGUCACCGCCUUCAUCACCUUCAUCCCCAAGUUUAUUGAGUCACAGUUUGGCAUCCCUGCCUCCAAGGCCAGCAUAUACACAGGCGUGAUCAUCGUGCCCAGCGCCGGAGUGGGCAUCGUGUUGGGGGGUUACAUCAUCAAGAAGCUGAAGCUCGGCGCGAGGGAGUCAGCCAAGCUGGCCAUGAUCUGCAGCGGCGUGUCUCUGCUCUGCUUUUCCACGCUCUUCAUAGUCGGCUGCGAGAGCAUCAAUCUGGGAGGCAUCAACAUACCCUACACCACUGGCCCCACCCUGACCAUGACCCACAGGAACCUGACGGGCAGCUGCAACGUGAACUGUGGCUGCAGGAUCCACGAGUACGCCCCCGUCUGCGGCUCCGACGGCAUCACCUACUUCAACCCCUGCCUGGCUGGAUGCAGCACCGUGGGCAACGACAGCACCGGAGGCAGAAACUACACGGACUGUGGCUGCGUGCAGAGCCGGCAGGUCAUCACGCCGUCCUGCGGCGGCCAGGGCAACCAGCUCCAGCUGGUCAUCGUCAAGACCUACCUGAACGAGAACGGCUUCGCCGUGUCGGGGAAGUGUGACCGCACCUGCAACACGCUCAUCCCCUUCCUCAUCUUUCUCUUCAUCGUCACCCUCAUCACCGCCUGUGCCCAGCCCUCCGCCAUCAUCGUCACCCUCAGGUCUGUUGAUGAGCAGGAGAGGCCGUUUGCUCUGGGGAUGCAGUUUGUUUUGCUCCGAACUCUGGCCUACAUUCCGACGCCCAUCUACUUCGGCGCCGUGAUCGACACCACCUGCAUGCUCUGGCAGCAGGACUGCGGCGUGCAUGGCUCCUGCUGGGAGUACGACGUCACCUCCUUCCGCUUCGUCUACUUCGGCCUGGCCGCCAGCCUGAAGUUCGUGGGCUUCAUCUUCAUCUUCCUCACCUGGUACUCGAUCAAGCACAAGGAGGCGCGGGCCGAGCGCUGGCGCCAGCACCUGCCUCCGCUGGGCACCGUCAGCGAGCUCAUCUGCCACGCCGGCGGCCAGAAGAGCCACGCCCGCACCCGCUCCUGCCCCGUCUUCAUCCCGCCGCGGGCCGAGCCGCCCGCCGCCGCCCUGCUGCUCAGCCGCGGCCACAGCAGCCUCAGCUGCCCGGGCAACGCGCUCAAAGCAAUAACCGCCCCCAUCCUGGCGCCGCACCCCCACAGAGGCUCCGCCCACGUCUGA
Molecule: messenger RNA, 1803 nt
Organism: Menidia menidia (Atlantic silverside)
Lineage: Eukaryota; Metazoa; Chordata; Actinopteri; Atheriniformes; Atherinopsidae
Source: the annotation of a GenBank genome assembly